AUGGGUGAGUCCUGCAAUCAAUUCCAUUGCUUUCAGGCAGCAAAACCAAGACCUAAGCUGGAGGGAGUAUAUCUUGCAGACGAUGAUUCCAGAAUAUGUCCUCAAAAACAUGAACAUGGUCACUCUGGUAUCGGAACUUUGGACUGUCUGAAUCUCAAUGUCUACGUCCCUAGAAGUGCAUCACACAAGAAGGCUGUUUUAGUUUGGAUAUAUGGAGGAUCUUACAAGAAGGGUUUUUCUCUCAAACAGGUUUACGGACCUGAGUAUCUGGUCGCACAUGAUAUCAUAUUUGUAACGUUUAACUACAGGGUAGGUCCUUAUGGUUUUUUUUGUUUGGACACCAAAGAGGUCCCGGGAAACCAAGGUAUGAAAGACCAGGUCAUGGCUUUGAGAUGGAUCAGGGACAAUAUAGAAGCCUUCGGAGGUGAUAAAGAAAGAAUUACAGCUGCCGGUUGCAGCUUCGGCGCUGUAUCUAUCGAACUUCAUCUGUCUUCCAACCAAGAGAAACUCUUCAAUCAGGCCAUCAUUGAAAGUGGAACGCCCCAUAUGAGUGGUGCUGUGGGUACGGCGAAUCGGUCGUAUCCAUUUUUAUUAGCAAAACAUUUCGGAUACAAUACAACAGAUUUAACAAAAGCUCUAGACUUCCUCGGAAAGUUAUACCCACCGGAACUAGCUAAAGUGUCUUAUGAUCUUAUUGAAACAAAUUCAGUAUGCAUUGAAAAAGUAUUCGAUGGUGUUGAAAGUUUUAUAUCCCAACUUGAUUUUAAUAUAACAAAAGUUAAAUCAAUGAAUAUUAUUAUUGGUUAUAACAGCCAAGAAUCUCUUUAUAGAUUUACUCAAAUAGAACCUGAAAAUGAAGACUAUGAAAAACUGCAAAAUAUUUUCAAGUCAUAUACAAAGGACUAUUAUAUUUCGGGGAUUAUACGUCGUUACUACAUCGGGUAUGAUGAUAUUAGCAUUACAGUUAGAGAUAAGCUUAUUGAUUUCAGUUCAGACGCUGCUGUUGUUCAUUACAUUUGGCGAGAUAUUAAUAAUUUGAUAAAUAAAGGUGCCAAUAUAUAUAAUUAUUUCUUUACGUAUACUGGAGACAGGAACUAUAUUAAGUACAAGAAUAAUCUGACAUCUAGCGGAGCUUGUCACGCAGAUGAGAUAGGAUAUCUAUUUUAUAUGAAAAUGUUUAAUUCAAUGAACAUGAACGCAAGGGAUACGCUUAUGGUUGAAAGAAUGACAACAAUGUGGACAAACUUCGUAAAAUGGGGGUAA
Messenger RNA from Leptidea sinapis, 1263 nucleotides. Its product is annotated as acetylcholinesterase-like. Bases 1 to 1263 code for a protein of 420 amino acids. NCBI's taxonomy places the organism in Eukaryota, Metazoa, Arthropoda, Insecta, Lepidoptera, Pieridae. The transcript is spliced from 3 exons. The record is from RefSeq and is a predicted model, not a curated record.